Aspergillus tubingensis is the source of this 1209-nucleotide messenger RNA. Its product is annotated as pseudouridine synthase PUS4. Gene Ontology annotation, biological process: mRNA pseudouridine synthesis; tRNA modification. Bases 1 to 1209 code for a protein of 402 amino acids. The record is from RefSeq and is a predicted model, not a curated record. The transcript has 2 exons. Gene Ontology annotation, molecular function: pseudouridine synthase activity; RNA binding. Gene Ontology annotation, cellular component: mitochondrion. Lineage: Eukaryota; Fungi; Ascomycota; Eurotiomycetes; Eurotiales; Aspergillaceae.
AUGUCCGGUGAAAAGAUCUACGAAGGCGUAUUCGCCGUCCACAAACCCCAAGGCGUCUCCUCCGCCGACGUCGUCCGCACCCUCCAAACGCACUUCAACCCCUCCAAGCUCUUCGCCCCCUGGCUAGCCGACGAGCGCGCCCGUCGCGCCCGCGAAAGCAACUUCCAGCGCAAGCGUCGUCGCACGCAACGUCUCGACGUCAAGAUCGGCCAUGGAGGCACCCUCGACCCCCUGGCGACCGGCGUUCUCGUCGCGGGCGUCGGCAAGGGCACGAAACAUCUGAACGAGUUUUUGGGAUGCACGAAGCAAUACGAGACCGUUGUGCUGUUCGGCGCCGAGACAGAUACCUAUGAUCGACUGGGAAAGGUGGUGCGCAAGGCGCCCUACGAGCAUGUGACGAGGGAGAUGGUCGAGAAGGCAUUGGAGCAGUUCCGCGGGAAGAUCAUGCAACGGCCGCCGAUCUUCUCGGCGCUCAGGGUCAAUGGAAAGAAGCUUUAUGAGUAUGCGCGCGAAGGUAAGGAGCCGCCGAUUGAGAUCCAGAAGAGGCCGGUCGAGGUCACGGAUUUGAGGAUCCUGGAGUGGUAUGAGCCUGGAUCGCAUGAGUUUAAGUGGCCUGAGGUUGAGGCUGAGGGCGAGGAGAAGGCUGUUGCGGAGAAGUUGUUGGCGAAGGAGGAUCAGUUGCCCGUUGUGGAAAGGGAGGGUGAGGGUGAAGGAGAGGCCUCUGCGAAGAGAAAGUCCCCGCCUGCGGAGGAUGCUAAGGAGGAGAAGGUUGAGGGUGAUGAUGCUGAGUCUGCUCCCUCGGCUAAGAAGCAGAAGGUUGCUGAGGGUGAGGCUGCGCCUGUUGAGCCGGCCGAGCAGGAGUCUUCGGAGGCUACCAAGGAGGAAGCUAAGGAGGAAGCCUCCGAGUCCAAGCCCCAGUCGCAGCCCCAGCCGGCUGCGGUGAAGAUCACCAUGACGGUGUCGUCUGGUUUCUAUGUGCGCUCGUUGGCGCACGAUCUGGGCAAGGCGGUCGGAAGCUGCGGUCUGAUGAGCUCGCUCAUCCGGUCCCGUCAGGCCCAGUUCGAGCUUCACCCGGACAAGGUGCUCGAGUACAAGGACCUCGAGGCCGGCGAGGAGGUCUGGGGUCCCAAGGUUCAACAGUUCCUUGAGGACUGGGAGGAGAAGCGACUGGCUCGGCCGUCGUCUCCGCGUUCCCCGAAACAGAAUUAG